Messenger RNA from Seminavis robusta, 4425 nucleotides. The record is from the annotation of a GenBank genome assembly. Lineage: Eukaryota; Bacillariophyta; Bacillariophyceae; Naviculales; Naviculaceae.
GGUAGGGUUAAGGCUAUCUGAAAUCACUUCCCGAAACGGACGCCAACGUGCACCUCGAAAUGCAAGUAAGUAAGCGCAAAGGCCACACCAUCAUGUUGUAACGAGGCGAUAGAUUUGAAGGACUCGACUUGGAGGAAAGAGGAAGCUCUGACCUCCUGCUACAGUAGUCAGAAUCGACAACAGCCAAAACAACUACUAUCAUAGAAGAGCGCAGGAAAGUUGUGAUCGACGCCUUGGGCGGAAACGAGAUCUGGCAUUGGCAAUGCGCACGGGAAAGUGUACAAAGUCGCGCAUUCGAUUGGGGAGGUGGCAGUCCCAUUUGGGUCUCUUGUUGAUCCUUGCUAUGGUUUCCGUUAGUCGUGUGGUUGGAGUGGCCUCUGCGGAACAAACCAAUGCUGCAGCAAAAAACAGCACCACAGCGAACAUCUCCAGGAAGAGAAUUCGAGGAGCUCGCACUGGGGCCGUCAUCAAUCCGCAAAAGCAACUCGAGGGCAUGCCCAGUGGACAAAACCAUACACAGGGCACAACUCAACCACCUCCAACAAACAUGAACACUAGAGGUUCCACUGGUACCCAUGAAGGUUCCAGCAUUUCGUCUAGACAGUCACACCAAACACACAAACAGAGACUACGGCGCUUUCUUCUCAGAAACGGGGGACACAAGGAAAACGUGGAAAGCCCCAAGGCCAAAAACAUUUUUGCACGGGAAGAAACGGAAGUGAAACCACUCACUGCCAACCAUUGGGAAGCAAAUAACAAUGCUGGUGCAGCAGUAGGAGGCCGCAAUGCGACCAACACCACCAUCGUGGGGGGCAACACAACCAACGAAGAAAUCGCACGAAAGAAGGGCGGGGUUGUUCCAACUGAGCAAGCAGCGGGUGGUGUAGCAGUUUCUGGAGCUCUUGGGACAGUAAUUGGUGCUGGUGGAUUGGCAGGCAUUCUGUGCAUUGCUGGGGUCAUCUGUGAACUUCCAGAGGAUGAAAUCCAGACUGUGACUGCUGGAACCUUUGUUGUAGAAGGUCUAACAAGGCCGCCAGAGGAAGCUGAGACAGCUGAGCUCUUUGAACAACUACGUCAGUUUUGGGAAUUACAGGUUGCCCGCUCCUUUGGAGGUGUCGCUAGGCAAGAAGAAAUUGAAACACAAGCCAUUAGAUUUGUUGGUUUGAGUGUCAAUGUGACAAAUUCCACUGUUGUUCAAGUAACAGCUGCACCAUCCACAGAGGGUUUUCUUGGAGAAGCAAAUAAUGCCCCUACUUGUACCAGUGAAGAUGAUCAUGAAGAGACAGCAAUGUUUAACAGAAGACGACGUGGUCGGUUUCUGCAGCAAGUGGACAACCAGCUGGUUGACUUGGCCAUCCAACGCGCAAACUACACCACAUUUGUGGCAGAUUAUGUGUCAAAUCUGCCCACAACAAAUGUGUUCAGAGCUUCCAAUAUCUCAGCACCAGCCAUCACAGCCAUUACCACUACAACUCCAGUACCAUCUACUACUCCAUCAUUUGUACCUUCCAAAAAUCCUUCUUCGGUACCAUCAGAGACACCAAGCUCCAUGCCAAGUGCCUCCCCGAGCAUGGGCCCCAGCACCAGCCCCUCUGGCAGUCCAAGCACCAUGCCAAGCGUCAGUGCCAGCCCCAGCUAUAGCCCAAGCUCCUCGCCCAGCUCGGUCGCCAUCCCAAGUGCUUCCCCACGCCCAAGCCCCAGUUCCAGCGACAGCCCCUCUGGUAGUCCAAGCGUCAUGCCAAGCGUCAUGCCAAGCCAUGGCCCAAGUUCCUCGCCCAGUUCAAUCCCCAGCUCAAUCUUUUCUGUUGAGCCAAGUGACGCCCCCAGUUUGAACAGUACAAGUCCUUCUCCAACCACCACUGCUGGACCCACCAAUUCUCCAAGUUUGAACACGAACAGUUCAACCCCCAGUGCUCAGCCCAGUCCUUCUCCCAGCAUAUCAGCACAACCAACUGCGUUUUUGCCAUUCUUUGAAAACAGUGGAGAAAUGGCCAUUACUAUUACGGGUACCCAAGCUGAACCUACAGAAAGUGAAAUUUUGUUAGCAGUGGUUCAACUUCGAUCGUUCCUUUCCAGUGUUCUAAGUGCCGACUUUUCAGAAACUUUCCUCGCGUUUACUCUGGAUGUCACUGGUACCACAAAUGUUCCCUCGGGAGAAACUGAUCUCAUAUCCACUAUAGCAAUUGAAACCGUGGCUCUCUUUUCGGAUACUACCGAAGCUACUUCCCGAGCUGCCGUGGAUGCUUCAUUCAGUGAUGCGGACACUGAAGCGUUUCUUGACGACUUCCUUGUACCCAACAGUCCCACAACAAGCCCAUAUUCUCAAGCCACGGCAGCGAUCUACACAGUUACCACAACUGAUGCACCAUCCCCCGCACCCUCCAAUGACAAUACCGUGCCUAGUAUUGUACCUUCUUCCGCCUCCAGUUCAAUUCCUAGUUCCAAUCCAAGCUCAUAUCCAAGUACCUUCCCUAGUGUUGUACCUUCUUCUGCCUCCAGUUCAACUCCUAGUUCCAAUCCAAGCUCUUUCCCAAGCACCAAUCCCAGUACUUUGCCCUCUUCUGUCCCCAGUUCCAAUCCAAGCUCCCUCCCAAGCACCAAUCCAAGUACUUUGCCCUCUUCUGUCCCCAGUUCCGAUCCAAGCAAUAUUCCGACCGCACCUCCAACGACUGCACGACCAACUCCUCCUGGAGGCGUCGCCGUUUCUGCCCCACCUGCUGAAGGAGUUGCUUCCAUUGCAUUGUUGCUAUCAGCAACAUCUUCACCAGUAAACUCUUUUAUACAGGCCCAGGAUAGCCAUGAGGAAGAGGUUGUGGAAUCACCCCCUGUUGCAAUUGCGGAAGCCCCAAAGAAAGCUCUUAAAGGCGAAAAAUUCAGCAAUAAGAAGAAGGACACCGAUGAAGGUGUAGCGAAUUCAAGAGCACGUGCAGACAAAGGAAAAUCCUCAAUUUGAAGACGGCACGAGUUGUUAAAAAACAUCUGAAUUGGGCAAUCGUGGGGUCAUGGCUACACGUAUCCAGCAACAACGUGCCUCGUUUGUGGAAUGGCGCUCAUUCUUGGAUUGAUGGGAGUGCGCAACUCAAGAGAUUCUCUAUCACAUGGCCUAUGGGUUGACGACAUUCCCUUCCCUGCAGGUGUCGGAGUUCACUGCCGCAAAGUUGUCCGGGUCACGGUUUCGGCCGAGUUGCUCGCUCUCACUCCCGAACGUACGAAGUGGUACGACUGUACUGUCGAAAUCGUGCCGGCCCCUGAACUCGAUCAAGAGAUGAUCAACAUCCCCGACAAUGACCAUGUUGGCUGAUUGUAGACUGCACCUGAGUUUCUUUAGUUAAAUACGUCUCAGAAUGGCUGCGCUCGCUGUUCCAUCACCUUCGGACGCCUAGUAUACCGGUUCUCUAUACUACCUUUCAUAAACAGGAGGACAACGUCGCCUAUUACCGGUAGAGCGACCAGUCCCAGUAACUAUGGCAAUGCCUCGGGUUCGACUCGGUACCUCAUCAUCGGUGUUCGUUCUGCUGGCGUGGCUGUCGAUGCCAUGCAUGUACUCCGUGAUCUUCUCAUGGAAGUGCUUUGCGUUCCGGCACCAUAGAUCCGAAAUCCAUUCAGGGCAAAGAUGCUUUGCAAGCAAAUAUCAAGUGAUAGUGUCUAUAACAAGGGUUACAGAUCGUGCCACGGUUCUAGCUAAUGUAUCACCUGUGUUGUUUGCGUACGGUAUGUCAAAGCCAUCAUACUAAUACUCAAGAGGUAGAAGUUAUCAUUGGUCACCAAUAAUGAAGUCAACGGAGAGACUAUUAGCUAGCUAGCCUCAUUUUUGUCCCAUUCUCCAAUUGGUGAACCUUGCUCGGUCGUCAGUUCAUGUGUCAUCACGUUGUCACUUGGCAUUGUCUCGAGAAGGCUCCGUUCAGCGGCGCGAGAACGAUCAAUCAUUGCUACCAGUUCAGUCCACUUCUCCAUUCUGCGGCGUAAUGGACGACCGCGUGGGUUGUCAAGAUCGGAGAGCAGUCGACGGUAGCUCAUUGAUGGAGGAGGCUGCUGAUGGAGGUGCGCGAUUCUAGAAGGACGAGUGACUGUCACUCAGUCAGCUGAAUCUGGCCCGAUGGUUGCACUCGCCAUUACGGUACCGGUACGGUACCGUACUGUUACUACAACCUUCCCUGCUCUAACAGCCCGUACUUCAACGCAAACGCUGUUCCUCUUCGGACGGUUCAUCAUUACAAGCGCACAAGCGCCACAAGCCACAAAGCUCCCAGCCGUUGCAACAAGAACUAUUCGGCAAACCAGAGGGUUCAGGUUUUUGCAUUCCCAACUGACAGCCAGUCCCGCCUCUGAUGCUUUCUCGAGCUCUUUUUUGCUCGACUCGAGACUGGAGACAUGGCGCACCUCUCUUGUCUUUUCUCAUCGAUCUCUUUGCAGGACGACGAAAAC